Messenger RNA from Guyanagaster necrorhizus, 2726 nucleotides. RefSeq names its product HCP-like protein. Gene Ontology annotation, molecular function: protein binding. The record is from RefSeq and is a predicted model, not a curated record. Gene Ontology annotation, cellular component: endoplasmic reticulum membrane. Lineage: Eukaryota; Fungi; Basidiomycota; Agaricomycetes; Agaricales; Physalacriaceae. Gene Ontology annotation, biological process: ERAD pathway. The transcript has 8 exons. Bases 106 to 2562 code for a protein of 818 amino acids.
UCCCUCUACUCUCUCUUUCACACUUACGCGCUCACCAGGAGGCACAUAUACCCACUCUGUGUUCCUUUCUGCCAUUAAAGUCUACCGUUACGACUACGGGAUACUAUGAAGGUGCGGCCUACGAAGCGGGCAAGAAAGGCUACUUGGCUCGCGUUCGGCCUUGUAGCACUAGCUGCGGUGUCCGCCUCUGCUCAAGGCUCGGGUGAUCAGGCGGAGGAAACAGCAACCACCGACGUUUCUCCUGUGGCUACCGGUGUGGAUGGCAUAAAUUCUGAUGCUGCCGAGCUCGGCCAGGCAGCUGCAGAAGCGGUAAGGGCUUAUAAACAAGCUCUGCAUACCCUCUCAGCGCUAGCGGCUCAUCCUUCCCCAUACGAAUCCUUAUUCUCAACACCCCGCGAUUCGAAUGCGAAGUCCAUAUUCUCUUCAUUUCUUCCCAAUUUACACGGACAAGGGCCGAUAGGGAGCGCUGUCCGGAUAUUAGGUCGAAUCCAACAGCAGAUAUUUCAUGGUAUACUUGGCGGAGAUAAAGACGGAAUUCCAUUUCCAGGUUCUCGAAGAAAAGAGGAGGAGAUGCAUCGAAAAGCAAUCAAGGUGGUGGACUUGUUGCAGCAUUCCGCAGAACUGGGGAAUAUGGAUGCGCUUUAUACCCUAGCCCAGAUAUCUCUCCUACCUCCUACAUCGCACUUUCCAUCCAAUCCAAAUCUUGCAUACGACUCCUACACGAUACAUGCGUCCCUUACUGGCAACGCUUCUUCUCAGGCUUUCUUGGCAUUUUUUUUCGCAACGGGUUAUCAGAAUGUCGUUCCCGUCGAUCAGGCAAAAGCCCAGCUAUAUUACACCUUUGCAGCCAACGGUGGAGACAAAGGUGCACAAAUGGCACUAGGAUAUCGAUAUUGGAGCGGUAUAGGUACAUUGGAGGAUUGCGACAGAGCUGUCGAUUGGUAUGAGCAUUCUUCUGAACAAGCAAUGGCCAAGUUCCGCGCUGGCCCUCCCGGUGGUCUGAGUCUACCUCUGACACCCACCAGACUCUCCGAUCUUGAUGGUGGCGUCUAUGGACCUGGUGCUAGUGUAUCUUCUACUGGUUUAAAUGCUAAUCGGGCAGCCAUAAGAGCCGGAGUUUCACGCGCCUCUGGAGAAACCUGGGAGGACAUAAUUGAUUAUUACCUUUUCAACGCUGAUCGCGGCGAGACGGACUUCGCUUAUAGGCUCGGGAAAAUUUACUACCAAGGCAGCAUCUAUGCUAGCCCGGGCGGCAUAGCUUCCGGGAGUGAAGGGGUUGGAGCUAUCACUCGGGACUAUGCGCGCGCGAAACACUACUUUGAGCAGAUUGUUCGACAAGUAUGGCCUCGCGAUCCACCCAAUCCUCUUCAGCACAGGACAGCGACACCAUCCAUCAAAGACGAAGGUGCGCCAGUUGGGUACGCCUCUGCGAGCGCCGGUUAUCUGGGGCGUAUGUACCUACGAGGCGAGGGUGUGAAAGCGGACCCUGCCAUGGCUAGAAUGUGGUUCGAGAGAGGCGCCGAUUAUUCUGAUCGUGAAUGCCAUAACGGGCUGGGAAUCAUCUGGAGGGAUGCCUUAGUUCCGGGCACUAAACCGGACCUGAAGAAGGCGACGCAGUUUUUUACUGUGGCUGCUGGUCAAGAAUUGGCGGAGGCGCAAGUCAAUAUUGCGAAAUAUCACUUCGAUCGUGGCGAGCUUGGCUUGGCAACGACUUAUUUUGAGACUGCGGUUCGUCUGGGAUCUCCGUUUGAGGCUUUCUACUAUCUUGGUCAAAUACAUUCUGCACAAUCGAGAGCGCCUGGAAUUCCUAAAAAUGUGGCUUCCAGCUCGUGCGCAAUGGCAGUUUCGUUCCACAAAUUAGUAUCUGAGCGAGGUGUUUGGGAUGAUGAUUUGCUGCGAGACGCCGAAGCCGCCUGGUUCUCAGGAACUGAUAGCGGCAAAGAGGUUGCAUUGCUGAAGUGGUGGAUUGCUGCUGAGAGAGGCUCUGAGAUUGCGCAAAACAACCUUGCAUAUGCCCUAGACCAAGAUAAGAGCAUUCUGCGCUUGACACGCUUUUCUCCAAUGACAGCAUCAAACGAUACAGCACGUCUCGCUUUAACACAAUGGACCCGAGCUGCAGCACAAAGGAACGUGGAUGCAUUGGUCAAAGUCGGAGACUAUUACUAUCACGGACUGGGAGUUCCCGAAUAUUCUGAAUCAGUGCGGUUCGAGAAAGCAGCUCGAUAUUAUCAGUCAGCCGCCGACACACAGAUGAGUGCGUUGGCGAUGUGGAAUUUGGGUUGGAUGUACGAAAACGGCGUGGGUGUUCCCCGAGAUUUUCAUCUCGCUAAGCGCCACUACGAUUUGGCCUUGGAGACCAAUUCUGAAGCCUACAUCCCCAUUAUCUUGUCUCUAGGAAAGCUGUACGUGCGUAGUAUAUGGCAUACGCUCUUGGGAGGGACGGACGGGCUGAACCUCUGGUACGAUGAUGAAGAUGGUGUGUGGAACUCAGCAGUCCCACUUUUCGGUGAUGAUAUUGAUUUGGGGUGUAUCAGCUUCUCAGUCAAAGGAAGAAGUGCGUGAAAUAGACGAAGGUUCACGGCAGACUGCGCCUGAUCAAGUCCAGUCGGAGCAGCAUCUGUACAGCGAUGACGAAGAGGGACCUUGGUACCUGGGCAAAGCCAGGGAAGAGUUCGAUCGAAGAAAAAAAGAUCAGGCGCAUGGCCAUGGUGAUGAAGAGGAUCCUA